Molecule: messenger RNA, 1937 nt
Organism: Oreochromis niloticus (Nile tilapia)
Lineage: Eukaryota; Metazoa; Chordata; Actinopteri; Cichliformes; Cichlidae
Exons: 3
Coding region: 360-1256 (298 amino acids)
Source: RefSeq, a predicted model, not a curated record
UUUUAAAAACUCCUGCCAGGGUGGAGAUUUUUGAAAAGUACGUUUUUGUGUUUAUGUGUGGACGAGGAAAACGGAGAUUUACUCAGGCAAUGUCAAAAGUGUGCGCCGUUUUUGACGUCACGCUGUGGCCACGUUAUUGUUUACAUCAGAUCAAUUUCUACAAUGGCCGACGUAGACAAAAUACUGUUGCUGUUAAUCUUAGUAUCUGCAGUUUUUACACGCUUACAUAUACACACACAGUUACUGUGCCUCCAUUUAGAAAGAUAGAGGCAUCAGAGUGAGCAUCAGACGUGGCUUCUACAUUCAACACAGACGCUCUCACAACCCAAAUCCUGACGUCGGUUUGGAAUAAAUUCAAAAUGAAUGGAAGAGGAGAUGAAUCACAAAAUAACCGUAAUGGCCGACAGGUUAACCCAGAAAAUCUUCCAAGUGGAGAUCAGGAACCAGCUUAUGAACCAGCUUAUGAAGCAGCUUAUGAACCUGUUGGUGGAUUCUGGGGUUUACUGAACAGUCUUCAUCGUGCUCUCUAUAAUAUCUAUUUUUCGAGGCUGAAUGAGCUGUUAGAUGAAUUAGAGGAACGAUAUGAUGUCUUUGACAUUGACAAUCUCAAUGACGGCAAUGUUAACAAUGUAAACAUUAACAAUAUUAAUGUGAGAGACAAUAAUGCCAAUGUUGACAACAAUGAACUGGAUGAUGAUCAUAAUGCUGUUGUUGUCGACAUUGAAAAUGAUGAUUCUGAUGAGGCAUUUGAAGACUGUGAGGAUGUUCACCAGUACAUCCCAGAAGAGGAUCCUCAGCCAGGUGUAUCCAGGAGGAGGCCUAGAGAGAUGGAUGAAGAAGAUGUGGAACCAAACAAAAGAUUCAGAUGGAGCGAGGAGUUUUCUGAUGACGACUCUGACUUCAUCUCUGCCUGCGACACUGAUAGCGAGGGCUGUCCUCAUGCUGGUAAUAUUGCUGAUGAGGACAUCAAUCAGCAGGUACCAGAAGAAGAACAGCUGCCUGUUGGAUCCACGAAAAGGUCCAGAAAGGAAGAUGGAGAUGAAGAAGAGCCUAAUAGCAAAAAAUCCAGGCUUGCAAACUCCGAGAGCAGUAGUGAUGAACUUUUUGAAGACGCACAUGAAGAGCUUGACAACCAUGAAACUGGAGGCUCGAGGAAGCGGUCCCGAGAGGAUUUUGAGGAAGAAGAGGAAAACUCGCAUGUUUGCAAAUUUCGGAGAUGUUCAGAUGAGUCCACCAGCACCAGUGAUGACAACUAACACUAUUCCGACGGCGUUUUCAGUAUCCUUUUAGUAGGCUGAUAGUCUUCUCAUGUGACCCUGAAUCCUCCUUGCAGGCUGCAAUAAGCUGGGCAUACACUGUGCGAUUUCUUCAGUCGCGUUAUUCAGCUCCUGCUCAAACUGUCCGAUUGACUCGCAGGGGCUAGAAGCUCGUAGGUCACGAUGCAGGGUCUCACACUAUACGGCCCGAUGCUCUGUGCGACCCGAGUGCUCACACUGUGCGUCCAUAGCAUGAAGGUUAAAACACAAAAUCUUACACUAUUUUCACGGUUGUUGCAGUCGCGAUAAUUUUGUGAGGUCACGUCGAAAAGGCUCGGAUGACCUUGCCAAAGUUCUACAAGUCGUGCCUCCAUCGCUUGUGUCCGGAUCACACGCCGCACUGCCGUGCUGUUCCGUCUUUUCGCUUUUAUUUCUGUGUUUGCGCGUGCGCAGUGUGAGACGCUGCGUUGACACCCUCACGAUGGCUGUCAGGAUUUCAAACAGGUUUGAUUUCCUUCUCAUUACCCCAUGUAUACGAUGCACGACACGUGAUUAAGGCCAAACUCGGGCCGAUCCCCAAAACGGUCGCACGACUGAAAAAUCGGCUCAAAAUGGGCCAAAAAUCGCACAGUGUACGCCCAGCAUUAGGCUGCCGGGGGAUUCCCAUCAUGCACUGGGUGU